AUGCAGACACUUGCGACACGGUCUGUCAUGUAUCCAGCUUUGCGAGUGAAGUUUGACUCUAGGAUAGUGCUCAGUAACAUCAGAAGCUAUGGUCUCAGAAGACUUUUGCCUGUCCAGCACUUUGGAACAGCUAACUUAUCUGCGAAGCGAAACAGCUUGGCGGAAAGACAGGUGGUAUCGAGUUCCAGAUUUCCACGGAUCCCAUCAUAUUCCAACAAUGUAUCGAUGCUUCACAUAGGUCUCGCUCGUAAGAGAUUCUUCCACAACACCAGCUCCAGAGAGAUAUUCUUUUCUUUCAAGGGCGGUAGACCUCUCUAUAAGAUCUACCGGAUAUCGCCAGUGAUGCUGUUCUUCGCUGGAGUGGGAUUUUUUGUGCUAGCGUUCGCCGUCAUACCGAUUGUCUUCACCUUCUUUCUUCCAUUAUUCAUAGGCACUGUGGUGGUAUUUCAGUUCAACAAAUGGAGACGCAAUGUUAUGCUUCGAGAGAUCAUUGGAAGCCUAAAGAGGAGUACGAUGCAUGUCAAAUAUAAGACGGUAAGAGCAUUGCAUAUCAAGGGUCUGGAAAAUGUGUUGAAAGUGGAACAACAGAGUUCUGAGUCUCUUAAAGAUGUACUGAAGCGGUUUAAUGUCGCUUUAGAGUCGCAAAUCGAUCGUUCCUCCGUUGCGGAUGCGGACCGCCUAUCGGGCUUCAUAAAUGAUCGCUUGCUGGAGGCGGUUGAGAACGACGAGAAGGGUGUGAGGAGCUUCUUUCUCGGAAACGACGUCAACAGUUGGGUUAGUGAUAAUUACGAACUGGAACUCGAUACAAAGCAGAUCAAGACCAACGGCCGAGUGUUGGGCGACGAUGUGCUGAUCGUCCUUACUUUCCCAUUGUACUUGAAAUCGACGAGUCACGGACGGAAACAGCUGGCAAAUGUGUCACUUGUGAUAUCCCACAAGUCACCGGAGGGUGCAUUAAAUGCCCCUUUCCCGUUCCAGCUCCUGUCCAUGAACAAUGAGGAGUGCCAAAUGGUGCUAUCGAUUCGACCACUCAGCGUCUUAUCCACAAGACAGUUCAUUUUGACCUCGCCCGGGCGUUCCGGCGACUGGUACUCGAAGUACGAAGUCAGACAAACUCCCGAUAACCACACAGAGUACACAAUACGUCGCAACGAGUGA
This is a messenger RNA of Torulaspora globosa, 1158 nucleotides long. It is a transcript of the gene MRX9, whose product is annotated as Mrx9p. The transcript has a single exon. The record is from RefSeq and is a predicted model, not a curated record. Bases 1 to 1158 code for a protein of 385 amino acids. NCBI's taxonomy places the organism in Eukaryota, Fungi, Ascomycota, Saccharomycetes, Saccharomycetales, Saccharomycetaceae.